CAGCGGUCGAUAAAAAGUUGAAUAAGAAAAUUAAAUAAUCAACUGGCUAAAGCAACGUGAAAUGCGUGUCUGGGGACCUAAACAAAAUACAAGUUCUAUAAAAAACCUACAGAUUAUUUCAGCCAACUAAUUGUUAUUGUUAUUAUUAUUAACUGUAGUUAAAAUCAUAUUAAUUGACUUUGUGCAAGAAUUUUAAAUUAGUGUUUGUUAAAUUGCCGUCGCUGUUUUAUUGUCAAUUUCGGUUGGUAAAAACUCUUGACAGGCAUUUAAAAAGCGGCUUUGGCCGCGGUUUCAAACUGGGCGAAUACCGUAAAAUGACACGUGUCCGGCGUAUUGUGCGCUCGACCUAAAAGUAUGCUGCAUCAUUAGUGUCAAGCUUUUCGGUAGACUUUCCAGCUGAAAGUCAACUGGCUGGGCUCAUUAGAGGACAACAGUAACAGCAAAAGCGCAUUAGCGAGGGCCAAACGACAAGUUCCUAAGUCCACCAACAAGACAAAGCAUUCAUAAUUACUUGCCAGCAAGGAAGGGGAACAGCAGCAGCAGCUGCUGCCUGGCAAAAGUCAAGGGCACAAAAAGUGGGCCACCACGCCCCGUCCCAUUGUCAAUGAAUAGCAUGAAUCUAGCUCGGGCAGCAAACAGUCGUACAUUGUGCCACUCAAAGCUCUGCAGGAUGUCGGCAAGCUGAUGUGCUCCAGAAACCCAACAGCAGCAGCAACAGCAGCAGAAGGAGCAAAAGUACUCCAUACCAAGACAGAGGCGACAAAUUAAGAGCACUUGCAAAUUGUUGUCGGGAAAUUGAUAUAUUCGAUUAGCAAUCUUGAAAGUCGAUCAGAGGAAGGGGCCACAAGACGAGGCGGCAUCUUUAAUUUAUCAGCGCAGGGGACACGCCCAAGGCAACGCCUACGCCCACCUCCCCCCCGGAGCAGCAUAACCAGCAGCAGCAGCUGUGCUCGUAUUGUGUGAAAACAAGUAGAAGAAAAUUUACAUCCUGUGCUCCACGCAUUAGCCGCUUUAAGCCGAGUCAUGCCUGAGCAGGAUAAUUACGAUGAUGAGUUGGUUUCCAGCAACCCAAAUCAACGCAACUGGCGCGGCAUUCUCAUCGCUUUGCUGGUGAUCAUCAUUGUGCUGGCCCUGAUUGUAACUUCGGUGGUGCUGCUCACUCCACCCGAUGAGGGACCGCGCGUCAAGGGACAGCGCAUCAAGCUGCAGGACAUCGUCGACGGCCUCUACGUGCCGCAGCGUGCCAAUGGCAGUUGGAUCGACGCCGAGGAGUUUUUGUAUCAGGAUCAUUUGGGUCGUAUCUGCCUGCUGAAUGCAGCCAAUCGCACGGAACGCGUCCUCAUGUCCAAUGUGACAUUUAAAACUCUGGCGCCGUUCACAUUUAGCAUAUCGGCGGAUAAACGUUUCCUGCUGCUGGCCCAAAACGUUGUCAAAUUAUUUCGACACUCGUAUUUGGCACAGUACACGCUAUUUGACAUACACACAAGCGAGGCCAUCAAGCUGCGCCACAAUCGGCAACAGGACGAAUGGCCCUAUUUGCAUUAUGCGCGCUUUACAAGCGCUGGAAAUGCUUUAAUCUGGGUGCACAACUACGACAUUUACUAUCGCCAGGAGGUGCGUGCCUCGCAUGCAUAUCGCAUCACACACGAUGCGGUGCCGGGCGUUGUCUAUAACGGCAUACCCGAUUGGCUAUACGAAGAGGAAAUUCUGCAUACUAAUAAUGCAAUUUGGUUAUCGGACGACGGGCAACUGCUGCUCUAUGCCAGCUUCAACGAUACACACGUCCAGGAGCAGCAUUUUGCGUGGUAUGGCACCACCUCAACUGGCGCCGCAGGCGGUGCUGCGACAAGCGGCACAACUCACGGCAAUGGAGGUGUCGGUGGUGGCGUUGGCACUGGCACUGGCGGUGGCUCAGCUGGUGGCAUUAAUCCGCAUGCCAACUUGUAUCCGGAAAUUAGAUCCUUACGCUAUCCUAAGCCGGGCACACAGAAUCCGACAGUCACCUUGCGGGUAGCCGACCUGGCGGUUCCUGAGAAGAUACACAUCAUAGACUUGAAACCGCCGAAAAUUAUAGAAAACGAGGAUCAUUACUUUAGCAGCGCCAGCUGGGUAAGUCCCAAGGAGAUCGCUGUGGUCUGGCUAAAUCGACCCCAGAACAUAUCCGUGGUCAGUGUCUGUAGGAGUCCCUCGUUUGUCUGCAUUGAGACGCAUCGUGUCAGCGGCGAUGGACGCGGCUGGGUGGACACUGUCUCGGUGCCAUUGUUUGCGGCCAAUGCCAGCCACUAUGUGGCCAUAUCGCCGCUGCGAGACGGCUCGUUUGGCUAUUUCCGGCAUAUCGUGCACGUGGACAUUGACAAUAAUCGCGUGCUGCCCCUCACACACGGACCCUACGAGGUGAAUCGACUCCUGCACUGGGAUCAGCUCGAUAAUUGGAUCUAUUUUCUGGGCACACCGGAGCGUCUACCCUCGCAGCAGCAUUUGUAUCGCGUCUCGGCGCUGCCCGCUCGACAGGGACAGGCUCUGCCAGCGCCCGACUGUCUGACGUGUCCAGCGCUUAUGCACGGCAGCGAUGGCCGUGACGAGGGUCACACCAAAUCGCCGCCAAAGCUUGUGACCGCCUGGGACGAUGACUGGGAGGACUCGGAGGAGUCGGAGGCGCUGCCGCCGCCACCGGCAAUGCCCGUAGAGCAGCAGCGACAGGCGCGUGGACAUGGAGCCCCGCCACCCAGCGAUUGCCUGUACCACGAGGCACAGUUUCCGCUGUCGCUGCGAGCGCGCUAUGUUCUUGUGGAAUGCCUGGGUCCAGUGGUGCCCAAUUCUAUAAUAUAUGGCCUGAAGUUGCCAACUGGUCCCAAGGCCAAAAAGCAAAGCCUACCGCAGGAGCAGUUGGCACCGGACGUUGCAGCUGCUGCUAAGGAAGCUGGCGAGCCCAAGUCCCAGUUUCUGGAGCUGCUCGUCACCGUGCAGAACAACACGCGGCUCAAGGAAAAGAUGGCCAAGGUGGCGCUGCCGCAGGUAAAAACCUUUCCAGUUAUGAUCUCCGGCGGCUAUCAUGCCCAGGUGCGUCUCUAUCUGCCGCCCGUGCUGCGUGAGGAUGAGAUAACACGUUAUCCCACCAUAUUGCACGUAUAUUCCGGUCCGGGCUCUCAACUGGUCACAGAUCGCUGGCACGUGGAUUGGAACACCUAUUUAUCCGGCAGCAAGGAUUACAUAGUCAUCGAGAUCGAUGGACGUGGCUCAGCCGGUCAGGGCUAUCAGCUGCUGCACGAGGUAUACAAGCGUCUGGGCAGCGUUGAGGUAUCCGAUCAGCUGGAGGUUAGCGAAUAUUUGCGCGACAAUUUACACUUUAUCGAUGCACGACGCAUGGGCGUCUGGGGCUGGAGCUAUGGCGGCUAUACGGCUGCCCUCGCCCUGGCCGGGCAGCAGUCAAUCUUCCAAUGCGGCAUCAGUGUCUCGCCGGUGACCAAUUGGAAGCUGUAUGACUCCACCUAUGCGGAACGCUAUCUGAGUUUUCCGAACGUAACCGACAACUACAAGGGCUACGAGGAGAGCGAUCUGUCCAAGUACGUGGACAAUUUGCGCGAGCGUCAAUUCCUGCUGGUGCAUGGCACGGCGGAUGACAAUGUGCAUGUCCAGCAAUCUAUGGUGCUCGCACGUGCGCUGACCGGCAAGGGUGUGCUAUAUAAGCAGCAAAUCUAUCCUGAUGAGGGGCAUAGUUUGUCCGGCGUAAAGCGACAUCUUUAUCGCUCCAUGACCGCCUUUUUUGACGACUGCUUUAAGAAGCUGCUCGACCAACAACAGCAAAAUCAAACAGAUUCCAUGGAUUUUCUGGACUUUCAUAGUUUUUAUGGCGGUUAAACGGUUUAUCCUCGGUUUUCGCCAGUCCCCCAAGUACUAGGUGCCGCCAGAGACAAAGGCCGGCCUGGGCAGCGGCGGCGAUAUGCAGCAGCAAUAAAAAGCAGCAUCAACAGCAAAAGCAGCAAAAUAACCAAAUUUUUUUGAUUACAGCAGUGCGAAGGAAUACGCGAAAGCGAAACGUGCGAGAAAAACGUUUGAAAACACACACAUACACUUUACACUACGUUUAUAUGCGAGUAUCGCGAAAUCGCGAAAAUAUCGAUUGCGAGUCAUCGAUUCCGUUGAAAAUAAUCCAUAAAUAAAAAACUCGCCUGGUCACACCUAAUUGGACUGAUCUACAACACUGAACUUUUUUUUUUGGCCAGUCAGUGCGAUCCAGCAUAUAAGAGAGGAGGUCCGACAACAUCAAAUAAGAAAAUUUAUUCGUUUACAAAGUGUGUUUAUUGUCUCGCGUAUGAUCGUAGUAAGAUACAGACGCAGCCAAAUGCUUACAACAAGAAGUGUAAAUGGCGUUUUGUACAAAA
Messenger RNA from Drosophila montana, 4382 nucleotides. RefSeq names its product Dipeptidyl peptidase 10 (gene Dpp10). The transcript has 16 exons. The record is from RefSeq and is a predicted model, not a curated record. NCBI's taxonomy places the organism in Eukaryota, Metazoa, Arthropoda, Insecta, Diptera, Drosophilidae. Gene Ontology annotation, molecular function: serine-type peptidase activity; dipeptidyl-peptidase activity. Gene Ontology annotation, biological process: proteolysis. Bases 1024 to 3858 code for a protein of 944 amino acids. Gene Ontology annotation, cellular component: plasma membrane.